ACGAUAUAUAAAUGGGGAAGAGCCAUAGCAAACCAGAGAUCUCAGAGAGAGAUAGGAACAUUUCUAAAAGAGGCAUGCUUAUACUCAAAGUGAGAGUCGAGCACGAGAGCAUUUGUGAAAAAGUUUCAUACCAAAGAGCUGCCUUGGAGAAGUAUUCAAAAGUUCAGAAUAGUCAUUUCAAAACAAGGAUUUUCCAAAUUUAUAGCUGAGUUAUUUCAUUAAAGAUUCAGCUGUAUAACUCGAACCCUGAGAAGAUAGGUAUCAAAGAUAUUGCUUGCAAGCAAGAAUAUGAUCGUUUGGAAGGAGAACUUGAAGAUCUUCUAAAGCAAGCUCAUAAAAUGACAAAAGUGAACGGACAUCAUCAAAUAAUUAAAGUUGACGACUCAGACCAAAACAAUGAUGGACAAUGAGUUAAAUUAGCGCUUGAGAAGAGUAUCCAGCAGCAAUCCGAAGAUAUCGAUGACCAAGUGUACUUUUCUGUCAAUGAAAAAUUAAGCAGAUACUCAUUCUCUAAAUGUUCUGAUCGCUAAUUAUGGCUCUAAACUUUAAAUAUCUUCAGGAUUUCCAAUUGUUAAAAAAUCUGAAGUCUCUACCUCUUGCUGAUGUAGUGAAAAUAACUGUGCACAAUAUAACCUCUAAAAACCUUUCUGCUGUCAGAGAUUUUCUUUGAAAAUCAUCUCUGAGAAGAUUGAGGAAAUUAAGUGUGUGGUCUUGUGAUCAUUUAUUAAUCAAUAAACGUAAAUAUCUCCAACAAAUUCUAAAUGCCAGCUAUAAAAUAAGAUCUGAAAUUUGCAUUUGAAGUGCAAAUAUAAAUCAAUCCUCAUUGAUGAAGCUCUUUUCUGCCUUCCGGAAUACAAAGAAAUUAUUCUUUCAGAAUUGCAAUAUUUCUAUGGAAACAGUGCCCAGCUUCGGCCAUUCUUUGGAUGGAAGUACAAUCAGAACAAUAACAUUGUUCAAUUGAACAAUAAAUGGAGUGAUAAGGACUAGAGAGUCUUUUGAUGGCUUCUCAAGGUUGAUAAAAGGACUCUCAAAGUCACAAGAUUUACAAAAAACUUUGAAAGAAUUUGAAGCACCAUAUUGUUUGAGUAAUCAAGCAAAGGCUACAAAAAUAUUUCAAGAACAUGGAUUUCACAAA
This is a messenger RNA of Moneuplotes crassus, 1135 nucleotides long. The record is from the annotation of a GenBank genome assembly. Lineage: Eukaryota; Ciliophora; Spirotrichea; Euplotida; Euplotidae.